Messenger RNA from Manis pentadactyla (Chinese pangolin), 597 nucleotides. It is a transcript of the gene RPS13, whose product is annotated as ribosomal protein S13. Gene Ontology annotation, biological process: translation. The transcript is spliced from 6 exons. Gene Ontology annotation, molecular function: structural constituent of ribosome; small ribosomal subunit rRNA binding. The record is from RefSeq and is a predicted model, not a curated record. Lineage: Eukaryota; Metazoa; Chordata; Mammalia; Pholidota; Manidae. Bases 98 to 553 code for a protein of 151 amino acids. Gene Ontology annotation, cellular component: nucleolus; cytosolic small ribosomal subunit; ribosome.
GAGGAAGCGGGACGUGUGAGGCCACUUCCUGCGUGCUGGUGGCUUCCGGCGGCCUUCCCGUCUUCGCUCUCUUUUCCGCUGCUUGAUCACCGCCAUCAUGGGUCGCAUGCAUGCUCCCGGGAAGGGCCUGUCCCAGUCGGCACUGCCUUAUCGCCGAAGCGUCCCCACCUGGCUGAAGUUGACGUCUGACGACGUGAAGGAGCAGAUCUACAAACUUGCCAAGAAGGGUCUGACUCCCUCACAAAUCGGUGUGAUCCUGAGAGAUUCACAUGGUGUUGCACAAGUACGUUUUGUGACAGGCAAUAAAAUCUUGAGAAUUCUUAAGUCCAAAGGACUUGCUCCUGAUCUUCCUGAGGACCUCUACCAUUUAAUUAAGAAAGCUGUUGCUGUUCGGAAGCAUCUUGAGAGGAACAGAAAAGAUAAGGAUGCUAAAUUCCGUCUGAUUCUGAUCGAGAGCCGUAUUCACCGCCUGGCUCGAUAUUACAAGACCAAAAGAGUCCUCCCCCCCAAUUGGAAAUAUGAGUCAUCCACAGCCUCUGCCCUGGUUGCAUAAAUUUGUCUAUGUACCCAAGCAAUAAAGCCGUUGUUUAACUAGAA